This is a messenger RNA of Leptidea sinapis, 1043 nucleotides long. RefSeq lists its product as uncharacterized. The transcript has 5 exons. Gene Ontology annotation, cellular component: intracellular membrane-bounded organelle; neuronal cell body; neuron projection. Gene Ontology annotation, biological process: protein localization to cell surface; synaptic transmission, cholinergic. Bases 138 to 1043 code for a protein of 301 amino acids. Lineage: Eukaryota; Metazoa; Arthropoda; Insecta; Lepidoptera; Pieridae. The record is from RefSeq and is a predicted model, not a curated record.
AGGUACUCUUCUAACGUGAAACUUCAUGUCGCAGCGACGAAAAUCUUAUUUUAUAAUUUAUUUUCAUCACAUACGAAUAUGUUCCCGUAGAGUGUAAUCGACUGUGCGUAAAAAACGAUACGAAACACGACGAUAGUAUGGCGAACGACGAGGUGUUAGGUCCGCGAAAGACGAUGUUGGUUUUAGUGAUUGUGGUGGGUUGUUUUGCUGUGCUGUGGCCGAGGAUACUGUCGCCUUUGCUGGUGGGUCACACACAGGAACAGCUAAAGCCGAAUAAGUUCGACCGGGAGGCAGGUUGCUGUGAAGUAAUAUUUCAAACAGAAGUCGCUGUACUAGAACUUGUCAAUGAAGUUUGCAACUCUGCUCUCGGAAACAGCAAGAUGACGGCCGCAGAAUGCCGCAAUAUGGUGAAUCAAUCAUGCGGGGUGGAUAUUGCAGCAUUUCUAAGGAAAGAUGAGAAUGUCGGUAAAACAACAAAGAUGUUGGUUGAAGCAUUGAAGAAUACAAAUAGUUCGUGUUUGAGGAACCAGUUUGGAGUUCCAAUAUACAGCAUGAGUCCACAUUCACCGAUCAACUCAUGGAUGCUCCAGGAUUCGUUGAAACAAGAGCGACCAUCAACGCGCGGAGUGGGGCCCCACCCUGCGCUGCGCGAGCGAGGGCGCGCGAUACCGCCAGGUCUUCCGCCCACUGCCCGGCAGAUGCCGCCACAUGUUAGGGUAUGGUCGCCACUAUCAGUCUACUUUGAACUGGAUAUCAAGCCGCCUCCGAUUCCCGGUAUGCGGCCCCCGCUCGGAGCAGGCAGUGGCCCGCUGCCGGCCCCCAAGUCCUCGAUGGGCUUCGUAAUGCCCAUCUACACCAUAUGCAUUAUCGUCUUCUUCGUGUACACUCUCAGCAAGAUAUUAUUCAAACGCGGCGUAGUCCCGUACGAGCCUCUUCCUCCGGAUCCUCAGUUCAGACGCCGCGUCUUCAGAGACGACUCCAGAACAACACCAGAUAAGCUAGGUGAGUUUAUAAAAUUUAGUUUACUGGAGCUAGCCGAAUAG